Molecule: messenger RNA, 2192 nt
Organism: Musa acuminata subsp. malaccensis (wild Malaysian banana)
Lineage: Eukaryota; Viridiplantae; Streptophyta; Magnoliopsida; Zingiberales; Musaceae
Product: dehydration-responsive element-binding protein 2A
Biological process (GO): response to stress; positive regulation of DNA-templated transcription
Cellular component (GO): nucleus
Molecular function (GO): transcription cis-regulatory region binding; DNA-binding transcription factor activity
Source: RefSeq, a predicted model, not a curated record
AUGAAGGUCUACGUGUACGGGCAGAUACACAAUCCAAGCCUUCGUGACCAAGCAAUCGGCCACGCCAUCGCGGAACGUUCGUCAGACACGUGCCAGACACGACGUCUCAGCUUUCGACACGUCCUCUCCCACGUGACACGUCUUCUCCUAUAUAAGGAUCUCGGCACCGCCUUUGGCAUCUCUUGGAGACCAAGAAACAUCUGGAAACCACGAAGGAAGAGAUCGCGGGCCCUAAACCAAGAGGAAGCUCGACAGAUGGGGGUGAUGACGAUGGUGGAGUCCGAUAGGAGGAGUAGAGUACGCAGAGGGAGGAAUGGUUCUAGUUCUGUGGCAGAAACCAUUGCUUGGUGGAGGGAGCGUAAUAGGCAGCUCAAAUGUUCCGUAGACACCGAAAAGCGAGUUAGGAGACCACCUGCCAAAGGAUCAAAGAAAGGUUGCAUGCGAGGCAAAGGAGGGCCAGAGAAUCCUAACUGCAGAUAUCGUGGUGUAAGACAGCGCACCUGGGGCAAGUGGGUCGCUGAGAUCCGAGAACCAAACCGAGGUAGCCGCCUUUGGUUGGGAACUUUCCCCACUGCCUUCCAAGCCGCUCUCGCCUACGAUGAUGCUGCGAGAGCCAUGUAUGGAACCAUGGCUCGUCUCAAUCUGCCUGCUAUGACGAGGGGGUUGUGUGGGUCGACUUCGACCUCGUAUAACUCAGAAGAUGUUGAUGCGUCCGUAUCGUGUGACUUUGGCAUCAAAACUCCAAGGGUUGAUGCUGGCUCUGAAACUGUAGAUGCACCUCGUACCUGGGCGGACAACAUCAAGCAUCCGAAGAUUGAACUGAAAGAAGAUGUGGCAUCUGAUAUGUGGCCAUCUUCAGCAGCCGAUGCUCCAGAGACUCAGUCGACUGAGGCGAGCGUGGAUCUUCUUCUUUGUCAAUCACCACGGGAGGAUGAAUUCUCCGUGGAAGAGAUGCUGAGAAUGAUGGGGACGGAUACAGACAAUGGUGCUCCCGAUCAGUUUGGUGCUGUUGCGGCGGACACAGGCUGGCAAUGCAUGAUUCCUGCAGACGUUGGGCUGGACUUGCAAAGUCCGGAUGGUACGGUGUUAGGGCCAUUAUGGGGCACGGAGCAAAAUCCUCCUUUGGAAUUUGAUUGUUGUGAUAGUCUCCAAAGGCCGUUGGGUGAUGAUUGGGAGUAUGGGCCUGGAGAAUUUGGAAUGCUCGACGCUGACAUCCUUUCGAGCCCCAUAAAUUGAUAUUUCAGUCAAAAGAUCGAUGGUUGUCGUCGUCGUAUGGUUGUUUUUUUCUUUUCUUUUCUUUUGAUGUCCAUGUAAUCUUCUUUCGUUUGUGUGUAAUGAUGUUUGUUUGUUUGUGUUUUUUUCUUUUGUAAUCCAUGGUAUGAAAGUAAAGAAAGCCUUCUGUUUCGAUGAGCUUUAGACACCAUGCAAUUUUACUGCAGCUCUGACUUAGUGUUUCAAUGUUAGAGGUAGCUUUGCGUCCUCACUUUGGACAGAUUGUCGUCGUCGGCGGCUGAUGGAUACCGUGCUGAUCCCAGACUUCGGAUGUUUAACUGAUUUGGAGGCUCUGGGACGGAGAAUUGCAUCCAGCGGGCUGUUUGGAUGGUGGUUUUAACGAGUUCGUUAAACGGGUGAGGAAGGGAUUUAGGGCUUUGCAUUUGAGGUCCGGCUCCUCCUCGUGCCAAGGCGUUCGGGCGAGCAUGAGCAGGCAGGCCGUGCCGUGGCUUCAGCGCGACGCCCCGACCUGCCUCGUCGGAGAUCGCGGCCCCACAUGACCAGCUUUACGCCGGCUCGCCUUUCGACCACGUCGUUCGGCUCCUUCGACCGAUCUGGCCGCCGUGCUUGCCCAGCUCCAGCGCCAAGAUCGUUGGUUUCCUCUCCAAGAAGGCAUCUUGAGCUUUGUGUGCCUGCAGGUAGGUCUUUGUUCGGAGAUGCUGUUUAUCUAACCUUGGCCACAAGGGUAGGUGGUGGUGGUGGAGAUAAGUUUGAAUCUCUUAAGCUUGAAAGGAAGCAUCCUUGGAGACCACACAAAACCAGUGAGCGUCUUCAUCCUAAGAUACCUCUGAAACUUAAUUCUGCAUAUGCUAUUCAUUCAGAAUUGGCACGCGUGUCUUACUUGUUAAGUUUCCAACUUAUUUCCUACAAGUAAUUCUAACCUAUGUAUCUGCGCAAGUUAGGAUUAUAUUCUUGAUUGA